This is a messenger RNA of Phaeodactylum tricornutum CCAP 1055/1, 1776 nucleotides long. RefSeq lists its product with no specific name. The transcript has a single exon. Gene Ontology annotation, cellular component: microtubule; cytoplasm; cell division site. The record is from RefSeq and is a predicted model, not a curated record. Gene Ontology annotation, biological process: cell division; microtubule-based process; organelle fission. Gene Ontology annotation, molecular function: GTP binding; GTPase activity. NCBI's taxonomy places the organism in Eukaryota, Bacillariophyta, Bacillariophyceae, Surirellales, Neidiaceae. Bases 159 to 1574 code for a protein of 471 amino acids.
GCAGCACGACAAUACCACGGAUCCGCCCCACCGCAACACGGUCGUGACAUCCAGAAGUUUCUGUGAGAGGUUCCGUUUGCCCUUAGUUGUUGGUUUCUUCCUUUCUCCUUGGUCGGCGUCUGUGUGCUCCAUCAUUAUCUUUCGAAUCGAAGGCCAAGAUGCGGAUUAGUUCCAAACUGAUGGCUGUCUGGCUCACGACAACCGUCGGUAUCGCUUCCGCCUUUCAGCCAGCGACACCUUCUCGUAUUCGCCAAAGUCCACGGACAACGGUCGUUCUAGCCAUGUCCGAUGACUGGAAGCCUCCGGCUCACUGGAAGUUUACGGGUUUCCGCUACAAGGAUUCUGCCAGACAGAGUUCCUACGAUACGGAUGGUGGCCUCAUGCCGGACGGUGGUCUCAGUCCCUGUGUCAUUAAAGUAAUUGGGGUGGGUGGUGGUGGCUGCAACGCGGUAGACCGAAUGUUGGACACGGCUGUAGGCGGCGUCGAUUUUUGGGCCCUCAACACCGAUGCCCAGGCUUUGGGCCGCUCGAAAGCUAAAGGGGCCAAAGUCUUGAACAUUGGGGCCUCCGCAACCCGUGGUUUGGGCGCUGGUGGCAAUCCGGAAAUUGGACGCAUCGCGGCAGAAGAAUCACGCAAAGAAAUUGCCGCCAUGGUUACUGGGACAGAUUUAUGCUUUGUUACAUCGGGUAUGGGAGGAGGAACUGGCUCCGGUGCGGCACCAGUGGUGGCGGAGGUUGCCAAAGAAGAAGGAUGUUUGACCGUUGGAAUCGUGACCAAGCCUUUUGCCUUUGAAGGAAAAAGGAGAAUGAAGCAAGCGAUUGCCGCGAUUGAGAGGUUGCGAGAGAAUGUGGAUACGGUCAUCGUAGUGUCCAACGACAGACUGCUCGAGAUUAUUCCGGAUGACACCCCAAUGGAACGCGCUUUCGCUGUGGCGGAUGACAUCCUCCGACAGGGCGUCGUCGGUAUUUCCGACAUUAUUGUUAAACCUGGUUUAAUCAAUGUCGAUUUCGCGGACGUACGAUCCAUUAUGAGUGGAGCCGGUACCGCGUUGAUGGGUAUCGGUAUCGGUGCGGGAAAGACUGCUGCGGAAGAUGCGGCGGCUGCUGCCAUUUCCAGUCCCCUGCUCGACUCUACGAUUGAGAAUGCCAAAGGCGUGGUCUUUAACAUUAGCGGUGGACAGAAUCUUUCUUUGAAUGAAGUGAAUCAAGCAGCCAAACUCAUCUACUCAACUGUUGAGGCCGAUGCCAAUGUGAUUUUCGGGGCUUUGGUAGACGACACAUUGGAAGACAAUAUUUCGAUUACUGUCUUGGCUACUGGAUUUGUGGAACGGGGACGCGAACAGGAAAUGAAGGUAUCCUACAAGAAGGAAUCGCCACUGGACGAAUUGAACGACGUUCGCAACGGAAAAAUGUCCAAGGCUAACACACCAACACCGGUAUCUCAGGAGAAGCGACGAGAAGUUGAGGACCCCCCUCCUCCAAGCCCGAAACGAGAUCCCCUACCGAAAGAAAGUGGCGACAAGAUUCCUUCUUUUCUCAAAAACUUGAAGAAGCGACGGUACAGAAUCCGAUAGUGCACCAUUUCAAGGCAAUUAUAUUAUAGUAUCGGCAGCAUUCAUCAAGCAGGAGGGGGAUUUCGUUUAUUGGCACGAGCAUGUGCGGUAUGCCACAGUAGGGCUUCCAGAGACAACGUAAAGCGAAGAAUUUUCCUCGAAGAUCGGAAUACAACCCUCACCAUUAAUUCAUCCAUAUUAACUACGAGUAAUAAGUCAGUUU